CAUUGUAUAUAUGUAUACUGAUCAAUAUAUUUAUCAUUGUUAUAAAUUUUACGACUCGAAUUAAAAUUAUAAACAAAAGCAGAUAAUUUUAUAAAAUGAAAAUGCUAUCCAAUACCAUCGAAGAAGAUUGUUCCAUAAAAAAUGUUUGGAAUCACAAUCUACACGAAGAAUUUCAUGUUAUUAGAGGGGUAGUACAGAAGUUUCACUGGGUGGCCAUGGAUACUGAAUUUCCUGGGGUUGUAGCAAAACCGCUGGGAGAAUUUAGAUCUACUGCUGACUACCACUACCAGCUGUUGAGGUGUAAUGUGGAUCUGUUAAGAAUGAUACAGCUUGGUCUCACAUUUAUGGAUGAAAAUGGUAGAACGCCACCAGGCUGCACCACGUGGCAAUUCAAUUUUAAGUUCAGCUUACAAGAAGACAUGUACGCCCAAGACUCAAUAGAUUUGCUUAAAAAUUCUGGACUCCAAUUUAGAGAACAUGAGGAACAUGGGAUUGACCCAUUAGAAUUUGCAGAACUCCUGAUGUCUUCAGGCAUAGUGCUGAUGGACGAUAUCAAUUGGUUGACUUUUCAUUCUGGUUAUGAUUUUGGUUAUUUACUAAAAAUCCUCACUAAUCAGAAUUUGCCUCAACAAGAAACUGACUUCUUUGAAAGUCUGAGAUUGUAUUUUCCUACUAUUUAUGAUGUCAAAUACUUGAUGCAGUUGUGUAAGAACUUGAAAGGCGGUCUACAAGAAGUAGCCGAUCAGUUGGAGUUGCGCCGGGUGGGACUACAACACCAAGCCGGAUCUGAUUCACUUCUCACAGGAAUGGCUUUCUUCAAAAUCAAGGAAGUAUUCUUUGAUGGCAAUAUUGAAAGUGCUAAUGGUCACUUGUAUGGCUUGGGGGCACCAUUUGCCAGCAAUGAGAACACUUCCCAAAAUAAUGCAGAGAACAGAAAUUCACCUUAAUGAGAAAAAGCUCUGUUUUGAUUUCUUUCUAUUAUUUGUAUUGAAACAAAGUAUUGGUACCUGACUAUGUGAAAACAAAUUGUUGAGCAAAGCCUGUGAUAUUUGAGUGUACACUGAUAAAGGCUUAUUAGGGCAUGCAAUUUUUGUCAAUAUU
Molecule: messenger RNA, 1101 nt
Organism: Helicoverpa zea (corn earworm)
Lineage: Eukaryota; Metazoa; Arthropoda; Insecta; Lepidoptera; Noctuidae
Product: CCR4-NOT transcription complex subunit 7-like
Exons: 7
Coding region: 96-947 (283 amino acids)
Cellular component (GO): CCR4-NOT complex; P-body; CCR4-NOT core complex
Molecular function (GO): poly(A)-specific ribonuclease activity; nucleic acid binding
Source: RefSeq, a predicted model, not a curated record